This is a messenger RNA of Lathyrus oleraceus (garden pea), 1179 nucleotides long. RefSeq lists its product as uncharacterized. The record is from RefSeq and is a predicted model, not a curated record. NCBI's taxonomy places the organism in Eukaryota, Viridiplantae, Streptophyta, Magnoliopsida, Fabales, Fabaceae. The transcript has a single exon. The coding region runs from base 1 to 1179 and encodes 392 amino acids.
AUGCUCCAAUUUGCAGAUGAUACGGUUUUAGUGUGUGAUGGAUCUAAGGAAAAUUUAUGGUGUAUUAAAACUUUAUUGAGGGGUUUUGAAUUGGUGUCGGGGUUGUGUAUUAAUUUAAAGAAAAGUAAGUUGUAUGGUGUGCAUGUGGAGGAUUUUAUUUUGAAAUCGGCGUCUUCUUUUUUGGCUUGUAAUUUGGAAAAGAUACCUUUUACUUUUCUCGGUAUUCCUAUUGGAGGUAACCAUAGACGUAGACUUUUUUGGUCUAUGAUGCUUGCAAAGAUGAAGAAGAGAUUGUGUGGUUGGAGAGGGAAACAUCUAUCUCUUGGAGGUAAGGUUACUUUACUCAAUUCGGUGUUAAACAAUCUGCCUAUCUUUUUACUUUCUUUCUUUAAGGCUCCCAAGUGUGUUUUGGAGGAUAUUAUCAAAAUUCAAAGGAAUUUCUUAUGGGGGGAUGGUGGUGGAAGUAGAAAAAUGUGUUGGGUUAGUUGGGAUCAAAUUUGUCUUAGAACGGAGGAAGGAGGUUUAGGUGUUAAGAAUGUGGAGUGGUUUAAUUUGUCUUUGAUGAGUAAAUGGGGUUGGCGUUUUCUUAAUGAUAACCAUGCGAUAUGGUUUAAUUUACUUCAAUUUAGAUAUGGUAGUGGAUUGCAAUCUCUUUGUGAUGUGGUGUCGAAGUCGGUUUUGUCUAAUUACUCUUUAUGGUGGAGAGAUAUUCGGUUAGUUUGUGGUUCUCCUUUUGGCGGUCAUGAUUGGUUUUGUGAUUCAAUUUCUUGUAAAUUGGGAAGAUGCAAUUCUUUUCUUGCUUGGAAGCAUUGUUGGUUGGGAAAUAUUUCUCUUAAACUUCUUUUUCCUCGUUUAUUUGAGGUUUGUUCAUUUCCUAAUGCUCUUGUGAUUAAUUGUGGUUUAUGGGAGAAUGAGGGUUGGAGUUGGAAGGUGGGUGUUGAUUCUACCUUAUUAGUAGGUGAAUUAUUGGAGGAUUGGAAGGAGUUAACAGAGAUCCUAAAGGAUGUAAAACCGUGUAUGAAUGAGGUUGAUAAAUUAAUUUGGUGGAGAGAUGUGGAGGGCUUUUCGGUUAGGAAUGCUUUUAAACGUUUGUACUCAUUGAAUGCGGUUAACCAUAUUGGUAGUGAUUUUAGACGUUGUGAACUUAAAAAGAUUAUGGAAAGCUAUUAUUCCGUGUAA